CCUGUCUUAACAAUCCGCCAAACUGAACUGGCCAAGCUUGUCGAGUGAAGUAACAUGUCUAUGAUGCAAAGUACAUGAGGUGGAUGACAUAGCCUAUAGUAACUAUUCAUCAAAGUUCCUUCUAUGGUUGUGGCCUAGCACUUUUCGCAAUUUUUCAGCAAACUUUGACCCGUUUUUACAUUAUCAUUCAUUGGUCAUCAUGUCUCUUGUUUCGGGCCCAGGAAGAGGCGGCACUGGAAGCCAGGGUCAAGAAUUGUUUGUGGAAAAGCAUGUUGAUUACAUCAAAAGCCUCGAUAAACGGAAGGAUGAGUAUGAAUACUGGCUGACAGAGCACUUGCGGCUCAACGGUGUUUACUGGGGGCUCACCGCUCUUCAUCUCCUUGGGCAUCCCGAAGCUCUUCCCCGAGAUGACACCAUUGACUUUGUUCUUUCCUGCCAGCAUGAAAAUGGGGGCUUUGGUGCAGCACCUGGCCAUGAUCCCCAUAUGCUUUAUACUGUCAGUGCAGUUCAGAUCCUAGUAACAAUUGAUGCGGUGGGAGAACUGGAUAAAAGAGGUCGUGGGGGCAAAGAAAAGGUCGGAUCAUAUAUUGCUAACCUUCAGGACCCCGUCACUGGCACAUUUAAAGGUGACGAGUGGGGGGAAACUGACACACGGUUCCUUUACGGGGCGUUCAAUGCACUGUCACUACUAGAUCUCCUCUCCAUGGUUGAUGUGGGCAAAGCUGUUUCCUACGUCCAGUCCUGCGCAAAUUUUGAUGGAGGCUACGGUGUGCGGCCAGGGGCCGAGUCUCACGCCGGCCAGAUAUUUGUUUGCGUGGGUGCUCUGGCUAUUGCUGGACAACUCGACCUGGUGGAUACUGAACGGCUUGCUGCGUGGCUAAGUGAAAGACAGCUAGACAAUGGCGGUCUGAAUGGCCGACCGGGUAAAAAAGAGGAUGUCUGCUAUAGUUGGUGGGUCAUGAGCAGUUUAGCCAUGCUUGGGAAACUCCACUGGAUUGAUAGGGAUAAACUCAUCGGCUUCAUCCUCAGCUGUCAGGAUCCUCAACUUGGUGGCAUUGCUGAUCGACCAGAGGAUAUGGUGGACGUUUUUCACACUGUCUUUGGAAUUGCGGGCCUCAGCCUACUCAAAUACCCCGGCAUUAGAGAGGUUGACCCAAUCUACUGUAUGCCCAAAGAAGCCACAUCCAGAGCCCUGAAGAGGUAGCAGGGACAAAUAAGGACAUUCCCAAGUAGAACUUGGGUUUCUCUGUUGCUUAGACUUUGCCAAUCGUUUUUCCAGACAAUCAUGUGUUUUGCAUUCUUAUCUCCCUCCUGCAAUCUAAUAACCCGUCGGACCUCUUCACCAUGGACGGGGGGAUACAAGGCAGGAGGAGAGCAGCAUCAACUGCGCCUUACAUCCCGCUUCUGGAUCUCAGAGUGUCAGUCUCCGAGACAAAUAAGCCGCAGUGGACAUCAAUUGUCAAUGGAUAGCCCCGUUUUAGCGUUUUUAAGCUGUUGUCGAGAUUCUCAAUAUGAAUAUCAAAUUUCCUCCCCCAACAGCUUGGCUGCUGAAGGCCCGC
Molecule: messenger RNA, 1559 nt
Organism: Coccidioides immitis RS
Lineage: Eukaryota; Fungi; Ascomycota; Eurotiomycetes; Onygenales; Onygenaceae
Product: type II protein geranylgeranyltransferase beta subunit
Exons: 5
Coding region: 200-1204 (334 amino acids)
Biological process (GO): protein geranylgeranylation
Cellular component (GO): Rab-protein geranylgeranyltransferase complex
Molecular function (GO): Rab geranylgeranyltransferase activity
Source: RefSeq, a predicted model, not a curated record